GUUCACUUUACAAUCAGCGGUCGAGCAGGCAACAAACGUGAAGAAAGUGCACAUACUCCUAGUACCACAUACUCGUUUACCAUAUAUACAUAUGUACCAUCGUAUAUCAUCGAGUUCUGGACGCGGGCAUUAAAAACCAUUUGGUGAAACGUAACGAGAUUACAAAAGGAAUUCCAGUUCCAGAUUUCUAAAUUACUUUUGAUUCGCGAAAUAGAAAACGUGCACAGUCGAUUUUUGUCAUAACUUAACGCGCGAAAGUCACAUUUGCAUAACCAGAAGAAGCGCGUCCGAGGCGAUUAUAUAAUUGCAGUGUAUUUCGCUUGAGCAACAGCAUCACCAACUCCAGCUACUCACAAUGACGGGUUACAAGGUGGCCAAUGGCAAUGGACACAGCAAUGGAAACACCAAGGAAACAAAUGGCUCCAAUGGACACAGCAAUGGACACAAGUUGGCGGACUACACAGCCCAGGAGAAUCCCACAAUGUGCUCCCGCGACUGUUGCUCCGGACCAGGUGGCUCCCACCGCGGCAACACCUGCACGGACAAGAAGGGCGCCAAGUCCGGCAGUCUGGCUGGCGAGAAGAUCAUACCCACUCCACAGAGCCUGCUCGGAAAUGGGAAAAUCCAAUGCGAGCUUACGCACGAAGAGCUACGAGCCCUUCGGGUUCUCAACGAAGACACGUAUCCCUAUGAGGUCAUCGAGGAGAUCGCCGACUUCAUUACCAAGGGCUCCGGAAUGCGCCCCAGGAUCGGUAUCAUUUGCGGUUCUGGGCUCGGCUCCUUGGCCGACAUGAUCCAGGACCCGAAGAUCUUCGAGUACGAGAAGAUCCCCAACUUCCCGGUAUCCACAGUUGAGGGCCAUGCCGGACGACUGGUGGUCGGCACCCUCGAGGGCGCCACUGUGAUGGCGAUGCAGGGCAGGUUCCACUUCUACGAGGGCUAUCCACUGGCCAAGUGCUCGAUGCCGGUGCGCGUGAUGAAGCUGUGCGGCGUGGAGUACCUGUUCGCCACCAAUGCGGCCGGUGGCAUCAACCCACGGUUCCAGGUGGGCGACAUCAUGCUGAUGCAUGACCAUGUCAACAUGCUCGGCUUCGCCGGCAACUCUCCGCUCCAGGGACCCAAUGACCCGCGCUUCGGACCCCGCUUUCCCGCUUUGGUCAACUCGUACAACAAGGACUUGAUCAACAAGGCCAUCGAGAUCGCCAAGGCGAUGGGCAUCGAGUCGAACAUCCAUGUCGGCGUCUACUCCUGCCUGGGCGGUCCCAACUACGAGACCAUCGCCGAGCUGAAGGCUCUGCGCAUGAUGGGCGUGGAUGCGGUGGGCAUGUCCACCGUCCAUGAGGUCAUCACUGCCCGGCACUGCGACAUGAAGGUGUUCGCCUUCAGCCUCAUCACGAAUAAGUGCGCCACCGAGUACAGCGAUAAGAAGGACGAAGAGGCCAACCACGAUGAGGUUAUGGCUGUGGCCAAGAACAGGCAGAAGGCAUGCUGCGAACUGGUCUCCCGACUCAUCCGGGAAAUCCACAUGGCAUCCGCUUAGGUAGCGAAGCGAGGAAGUAGCGUUGGAUUCUAAAUUUAACCAUAGUUAAUUUCGCUAGGCUCGCAUCUAAGACCCACAUGACCCGGAUUGUCCCAAAUCUUACAGUAUAAGCUUAGGGAAUAGUUUAACUAAAUUAUGUAAAAUAAACUAGCAAUAUCACAA
Molecule: messenger RNA, 1702 nt
Organism: Drosophila santomea
Lineage: Eukaryota; Metazoa; Arthropoda; Insecta; Diptera; Drosophilidae
Product: purine nucleoside phosphorylase
Exons: 5
Coding region: 356-1540 (394 amino acids)
Biological process (GO): nucleoside metabolic process
Cellular component (GO): cytoplasm
Molecular function (GO): purine-nucleoside phosphorylase activity
Source: RefSeq, a predicted model, not a curated record